Tyto alba (common barn owl) is the source of this 1624-nucleotide messenger RNA. RefSeq names its product killer cell lectin-like receptor subfamily G member 1. NCBI's taxonomy places the organism in Eukaryota, Metazoa, Chordata, Aves, Strigiformes, Tytonidae. The transcript has 6 exons. The record is from RefSeq and is a predicted model, not a curated record. Bases 773 to 1462 code for a protein of 229 amino acids.
GCCACCCCACCCCGACCCCAUCACCCGCCAGCCCAGCCGAGGGGGUCACCGUCUGACCGCAGGCACCCCCGCCCCUGCCCGGCUCUAGGGGCCAAGACUCCCGGGUUGGUGGUGGGGGGGGCUGGGGGGACCCUGCCCACACCCCCCCCCCCCGGAGGGUGCGACAGGGCUGGCUCUCACGGCAGCCCUCAGGGCUCGGGAAGGGGAAGGAGCACCCCAGCCCCCCGCUUUCCAGGUCUGAGAUGCAGCUGCAGCCCCAUGCAAAACGGCAGCAGAAACCACAUCUGAGCAAAACACGCCGUGGUCUCGCUGCUUUGAGAGUGCGGAGCUGGGGGGGGGGGGGGGAGGGAUGCUGAUGGGACCCCGUGUCGCGCUCCCCAAGGGUGCACAGGUUCCCUGGACAGUCCCAAGGGCAGAUCUGCUGAGCACCGGGAGGUCAGGGCAGUGAAAGCAGCCUCGGCAUGCCUCCCCAGCCCAGCCCUGGACCCACAUCUGCGCUAGCUGCCGUCCCCACCGCUCGCUGCCCCGAAGCUGGGGGUGCAGGGUUCCCUCAUGCCAGGAAAGUCUGGGUGCCAGCCUGGCCGAGGGUCCUCCUUGUCCCAGUUGCUGGCAGCGCUGUGACCCCCCUAGAGCUGUGGCCCAGGUGGUGCCCCUGGGGACCCCAUCAGGAAGUGACACUUUCCAUUUUGCGUCACACCCAGCUGCCAAAGGGGGCCGAGAAGGUGGGUUGCCGCUUCCCUUGUGGGGCACAGAGCGAGAGACCGAGGGAAGGAUGGACGAGGGGGUCACCUACGCUGAUCUGCGCCUGCCCCCCACACCAGCUCCUCAGCAGCUGGUGCGUCUGCCCUGGUGCUGGGCAGCCCUCAGCCUGGCUCUCCUCUCCCUGCUGCUCCUCUUGGCACAAAUCAUCCUUGUCAGCUUGAGCUUUCACUAUUUAAUGCAACAGGAGAGCUGCAUCCACGGUCCCUGGAGCAUGGAGGAGAGCUCCAGCUAUGGUCAGCCGUCACUGCGAGGGCGAUGCCAGUUCUGCCCGGCUGGCUGGUUCUGGGACGCGGGGCGGUGCUACUACUUCUCCUCUGACAAAAAGAGCUGGGAGAAGAGCAGAGAGGACUGCUGCUCCAGAGGGGCACAGCUGGUCACCGUCCGAGCCAACACCACCCUGGCUUUCCUGCUGCGCACAGCCAACAUGGGAGUCUUCCACGUGGGGCUGAAGCGGGAUGGCUCCAGGUCUGACUGGAAGUGGCUGGAUGGCACAGCGCUGAAAGGGCUCUUCCCAAUCCAGCGCUCCACCAGCUCCUUCCUGACCUGCGGAAGGGUGUCGGGCUCGGGGCUGUCAGGCGGUCUGUGCGGGGAAGCCCUCGGCUGGGUCUGCGAGCAGAGCGCAGCCACUCUGCAGUGGCUCCGGUCCUCGCCCCCUGCCUUCCUCUGGGGAAACACCACCUACACCUGUGUGGUGCCCUGAUGACUGUGGGGACCUCCAGCCUAUCCCACCACCUUGAUCCAUGCUCAACCCCAGCACAUGGGCAUCCCCGGGCACCUCCUCACUCAGACCUCUUUACCCCCCUGGAUACACUUUGACAAUACCCCCCUGGAUGCACUUUGACAAUAAACUCUGGCGCUUGGA